AUGAGAUUUGCCAUUUUUUCUGCAAUUGUCGCGAUUGUAUCAGCCGCUCCGACUAAUGUGCCUGUCAAUGGAGAUGUCCGGACCACAGAUAUAGCUGACGAUAUCACCACCGAUGCUAAAGGAGACGUUGAACCUACGGUGAAUCCAGACGUCACAAGAGACGCAGACAACACAUUCGACGUUAGCGAUCUGAUCCACAACGACUCUGUCAUGCGCAAGAUCAGACGAACGCUCCGCCGGUUUGGCAGGCGAUCUGCUUUGGCGGAACUUGACAAGAGGGCUGAAGAGGCGACUCGGCCCAGUACAGAUGCCUACGGAAACCCUCUAGACAAGCGCUUUGAGCGGGCAGACGAAUCCGACGCCAUAAAUGAAAUGGUCCUUCAGAAGUCGCAUUCUAUACUGGAUCAGGUAUAUAUGGUUGGCGCCUACAAGGGUAUUGAUACUUGA
Molecule: messenger RNA, 447 nt
Organism: [Torrubiella] hemipterigena
Lineage: Eukaryota; Fungi; Ascomycota; Sordariomycetes; Hypocreales; Clavicipitaceae
Source: the annotation of a GenBank genome assembly